GUUGCACAAGUUGUUUGGAAGUUAGAGAUAAGAAGGGUGUAAAUUGCAAAAAAACACACACGUUUGGGUCGAACGGGGGUGGUGGUUUCCAAAAAGUAGAAGGCAAACAACACAACACAGCUGUAAUGUAACUUAACAAAGGAAUUUUCAAUUUUGGUUCAUCGUUGGCACACUGUACACCCAUUUUCUCCUUCCUUGUUACCGAAGCCAAACAAACACUUCGCCAUUAUUGUUUGUUCCACUCAAACAAACCACCCCCAACCCUAACCCUAACCCCUUUUCUUCUUCUUCUUCUUCUUCUUCUUCUUCUUCUUCUUCUUCUUCUUCAAUAAUUCCUUCCCUUUUUUCGUUUUCAAUCUUCCCCGAUCUACUCUCUUCGAUUCUCUUGUCUUGCUAGGGUUUACGCGUUUUUAAUCUUCCACCAAUUAGGGAACCAGAAUGGGGGUACUCGUUCCGGUUUUCUUCUAUGUUAUCGCUUUCUUUUGCACCGUUGGAGCCGUCGCUUUGGCGAUUCUUCACAUUUAUAGACACCUUCUCAAUUAUACUGAACCUACUUAUCAACGUUACAUUGUUCGCAUCGUUUUCAUGGUUCCGGUUUAUGCGAUGAUGUCAUUCAUGUCCCUUGUCUUACCCAAGUGUUCAAUCUAUUUUGAUUCAAUCCGGGAAGUCUACGAAGCUUGGGUAAUUUACAAUUUCCUGUCACUGUGUCUAGCAUGGGUUGGUGGUCCUGGAUCAGUUGUUAUAAGUUUGAGUGGGCGGGUUCUGAAGCCAUCAGUUUAUCUGAUGACUUGUUGCUUGCCUCCUAUACCAUUGGAUGGGCGUUUCAUACGUAAAUGCAAGCAAGGAUGUUUGCAGUUUGUGAUUUUGAAGCCUAUUUUAGUUGUUGUUACACUUAUUCUCUAUGCUAAGGGUAAAUACAAGGACGGGAAUUUCAAUCCAAAGCAGUCAUACUUGUAUCUUACAAUCAUCUAUACGUUCUCAUAUACAAUGGCUCUCUAUGCUCUUGCAUUGUUUUACGUGGCAUGCAAGGAUCUGCUUCAGCCAUUCAAUCCUGUUCCAAAGUUUAUUAUCAUAAAGUCCGUUGUAUUCCUGACUUAUUGGCAGGGGGUGCUAUUCUUUCUUGCUGCAAAGUCGGGAUUCAUCGAGGAUGCCGAAGAAGCUGCUUUACUUCAAAACUUUAUCAUUUGUGUUGAGAUGCUUAUUGCUGCUCUAGGCCACUUCUAUGCAUUUCCAUACAAAGAAUAUGCUGGGGCUAAUAUAGGUGGAUCCCGUGGUUUGACUGCUAGCCUUGGGCAUGCUUUGAAGUUGAAUGACUUUUACCAUGAUACAGUUCACCAAUUCGCACCAACCUAUCAUGAUUAUGUUCUCUAUAACCACAGUGAAGGGGAAGAAGGAACAAGGAAGUACAGGUCACGAACAUUUGUUCCGAUUGGCCCAGAAAUGGAUAAUGUGAGAAAAAAUAAGCAUAUAAUUGGAAAUAAGGUAGACGACAUACAGAUGUCAAACUUCUCUUCUAAUAGUAGUACUCCGUCAAAUUCUGUUUCAUUUCCGGAUGCUUCAAUCUCUGAUGUAACGAAAUCUUCCUUGCUUGUGGAUGUCUCCCAUUCUGUGUCUAUACCAUAUGAUUUGACGCUUAUUGACUUGGAUGUAUCCAGUUACCCUGAAAAAGUUCCUGCAGCUGAUAAAACUGGUGCUAGGUGACCGAUUAGCUAGGUUGUUUGGGUAAAUGUUAUUGCUAUAGAGAAGAUAUGGGCAUCUACCAAUAUUGGUUUUUGGCUAGGAGAGAACUAUGAUCUAAGUGUGGUUUCUUACAUUCCAGGGAAGGAUUUAAGCAGAUCGUGUGUGAACAUUCAUUUGUGUCUGUUGUCAGCCUCCACUCCCAAGCAAACAAAACAGUCUUUGUUAUUGUUGAUCUUGGUCUUCAUACUGUAAUUGUCUUUGUUGGUUGUGUCCUAUCACUUAUGUGCAAAUGUAGAUACAGAACUUGUUUGUUGGCAUACAAGAGUUCAAACACGACUGUUUCCCAAGAAAAUCGACUUAGAAUUAAUUUGUUGAUUUUUUUCUUCCAUGCAUUAUGAAGAGUUGGGUACCUGUUCCUGUUGGUUUAA
Molecule: messenger RNA, 2108 nt
Organism: Trifolium pratense (red clover)
Lineage: Eukaryota; Viridiplantae; Streptophyta; Magnoliopsida; Fabales; Fabaceae
Product: transmembrane protein 184A
Exons: 6
Coding region: 439-1701 (420 amino acids)
Biological process (GO): transport
Molecular function (GO): transporter activity
Source: RefSeq, a predicted model, not a curated record